Molecule: messenger RNA, 3755 nt
Organism: Kogia breviceps (pygmy sperm whale)
Lineage: Eukaryota; Metazoa; Chordata; Mammalia; Artiodactyla; Physeteridae
Source: RefSeq, a predicted model, not a curated record
GCACGCGAGGGAGCGCGAGCCGGCCGGACCGCGGCGCCGCCCGAGCCAAUCGCCGUCGCCGGCCUCUCCAUGGGCGAGCAGGAGGAGGGGGCGGUGGGCGCAGCCGGCCGGGCCGCGGCCGCUCCGAGGUGAACGGCGCCGAGACGGGCUCGCGGCGCGGGGAGGCCGGGCGCGCCGCCGCUAUGAAUUCCGCCGAGCAGACCGUUACGUGGCUCAUUACCUUGGGGGUGCUGGAGUCGCCCAAGAAAACCAUCUCGGACCCGGAGGGCUUCCUGCAGGCGUCUCUGAAGGAUGGGGUGGUCCUCUGCAGGCUGCUGGAGCGCCUGCUGCCCGGCACCAUCGAGAAAGUCUACCCGGAGCCCCGGAGCGAGGGCGAGUGCCUGAGCAACAUCCGCGAGUUCCUGCGAGGCUGCGGGGCGUCCCUGCGCCUGGAGACAUUUGACGCAAACGAUUUGUAUCAGGGGCAGAAUUUCAACAAGGUCCUCAGCUCCCUAGUGACUCUGAAUAAAGUAACAGCAGUUUCAGAUCCCUGGGAGGGGCAGUUAGCCCUUGAUACGUCUCUUUUGAUCAGAAAAAACAUCGGCCUGGGAAGUGACUCCGUGUGUGCCCGGCCCUCCUCUCACCGGAUCAAGUCUUUCGACUCCCUGGGACCCCAGCCUUCGCACGGUCGGACUUCAAAAUUGUUCCAGGGCCAGUAUCGGAGUUUGGACAUGACGGAUAAUAGCAACAACCGACUGGUCGUAAGAGCCAAGUUUAACUUCCAGCAGACGAACGAGGACGAGCUGUCCUUUGCGAAAGGCGACGUCAUCCACGUCACGCGGGUGGAGGAAGGCGGCUGGUGGGAGGGCACGCACGGCGGCAGGACCGGCUGGUUCCCCAGCAACUACGUGCGCGAGAUCAAGCCCAGCGAAAAGCCCGUGUCACCCAAAUCUGGAGCCUUGAAGAGCCCUCCCAAAGGAUUUGAUACGACUGCCAUUAACAAAAGCUAUUAUAAUGUGGUGCUACAGAAUAUUUUGGAAACAGAAAAUGAAUAUUCUAAAGAACUUCAGACUGUGCUUUCAACCUAUCUACGGCCACUGCAGACCACUGAGAAGUUAAGUUCAGCAAACACUUCAUAUUUAAUGGGAAAUCUAGAAGAAAUAUGUUCUUUCCAGCAAAUGCUUGUACAGUCUUUAGAAGAAUGUACCAAGAAUCCUGGACUUGUGCCCAGGUCCUGGUGUCCGGUCACUGGAGAAGAGGAUGGGCUUGCUUGGCUGCUUUAUGGCAGAGCGGCUUCCGAGGCAGGUCCCUCCCCCCGCUGGCUCGUGGUCGGAGCACAUACUGUCUGGGACUGGAUGCCUGAAGCUCAGCAGAGAGUCGGAGGCUGCUUUGUUAACCUGAUGCCGCAGAUGAAGACCUUGUACCUCGCGUACUGUGCCAACCACCCGUCUGCAGUGAGCGUCCUCACGGAGCACAGUGAAGAGCUGGGCGAGUUCAUGGAGGUGAAGGGCGCCAGCAGCCCGGGCAUUCUCGUGCUGACCACCGGCCUCAGCAAGCCGUUCAUGCGCCUGGACAAGUACCCUGCGCUGCUCAAGGAGCUGGAGAGACACAUGGAGGAUUAUCAUCCAGAUAGACAAGACAUUCAAAAAUCCAUGACUGCCUUCAAAAACCUUUCAGCGCAGUGUCAGGAAGUGCGGAAGAGGAAGGAGCUGGAGCUGCAGAUCCUGACGGAGGCCAUCCGGAGCUGGGAGGGGGAUGACAUUAAGACCCUGGGCAGCGUCGUGUACAUGUCCCAGGUCCUGAUUCAGUGCGCCGGCAGCGAGGAAAAGAAUGAACGAUAUCUUCUGCUCUUCCCAAAUAUUUUGCUAAUGUUGUCUGCCAGUCCUAGGAUGAGUGGUUUUAUAUACCAGGGAAAGCUACCAACGACAGGAAUGACAAUCACAAAGCUUGAGGACAGUGAAAAUCAUAGAAAUGCGUUUGAAAUAUCAGGCAGCAUGAUUGAGCGCAUCGUAGUGUCCUGCAGCAGCCCGCAGGACCUCCACGAGUGGGUGGACCGUCUGCAGAAGCAGACCAGGGUCACCUCUGCGGGAAACCCCACCGUGAAGCCCCACUCCGUGCCGUCGCACACCCUCCCCUCCCACUCCAUCACCCCGUCCAGCAAGCAUGCGGACAGCAAGCCCGUGCCGCUGACGCCCGCCUACCACACGCUGCCUCACCCCUCCCACCACGGCACUCCACACACCACCAUCAACUGGGGGCCCUUGGAGCCUCCGAAGACCCCCAAGCCCUGGAGCCUGAGCUGCCUGCGCCCCGCACCCCCUCUCCGGCCCUCAGCUGCUCUCUGCUACAAGGAGGAUCUCAGCAAGAGUCCCAAGACCAUGAAAAAGCUGCUCCCCAAGCGCAAGCCCGAGCGGAAGCCUUCGGACGAGGAGUUCGCGCUAAGGAAAAGCACGGCUGCGCUGGAGGAGGACGCCCAGAUUCUGAAGGUCAUCGAGGCUUACUGCACCAGCGCCAAGACGCGGCAGACGCUCAACUCAACAUGGCAAGGCACUGACCUGAUGCAUAAUCACGUCUUGGCUGAUGACGACCAGUCAAGUCUAGACUCCCUGGGUCGUCGCAGCAGCCUUUCUCGUUUGGAGCCUUCAGACCUCUCGGAAGACUCUGACUAUGACAGUAUAUGGACAGCCCAUAGUUACAGGAUGGGUUCUACAUCUCGUUCACGCAAAGAAUCCGCACCACAAGUUUUGCUUCCAGAAGAAGAGAAAAUUAUAGUUGAAGAAACUAAAAGUAACGGUCAGACAGUGAUAGAAGAAAAGAGCCUCGUCGACACCGUGUACGCACUAAAGGAUGAAGUCCAGGAGCUAAGACAGGAUAACAAGAAGAUGAAGAAAUCUCUGGAGGAGGAGCAGAGAGCCCGCAAAGACCUGGAAAAGCUGGUGAGGAAGGUUCUAAAGAACAUGAACGAUCCCGCUUGGGAUGAGACCAACCUCUAAGGAACGUCCCGGGCUCUUUCUCGAAGAUCGGUUACGAGACCCAAAGCCGGAGCCCCGUGACCACAACCGAGUGACUCUCAGGACCGCAGAGCAGGGCUGCACGGAAGUCCUCUUGCCUUCUGUGCGUAGAAAAGCUGCAGCCGAUCACGGCCGUGGCGUCCCUGAAGAACCAGCGUGAGGUAUAGACGCCGAGGCCGGACUGUGCUGCCUUCCUCUCAACAUCUCAGUACCUCAUUUUGCAAUAAGUGCAGUGACUGCGUCUGGUCUUUCAGGCUUUGAUUGAAUAUAUAUAAAUGUUACAUAUACGUUGCCUGUAAAUGCUCCAUUUUAAAUGCGUAUCCGUGGUGGUUGUGUCUGGGCUGAUGCCUGUGCUGCAGUGUCCCUCCACUAACCUCUCUGGUCCCGUGCACUGGGACGCGUGCUCACGCACUCGUGGGAAGCAGAGUCUGGAGAGCGCACGGGUGUUUCUGGGAGAUGCCUGCUCUGUUCUCCGCCGCCGCGGUGCUCCAAAAACGCCUCCCACCGCAGUCUGCCCGAACGACUCGCCUUGUUCGUACCUGCGAGACACCUUCAUCCCGCUGGAGAGUCUCCUGGUAAAGCACUGUCGCAGUCACUGGCGUGCGGCACUCCGGCUGAACUCGGGGGUCUGGGCCUCAGCCCCGAACCCGAGGAAUCGUGUGCGUCCAGCAACAGGUGUGCACGCGUCCGCUUCUUGUGAACACCUGAGCGUCGGAGGGUAUCCGGCCCGCUGGGGGGGACUGACGUGUAGGCUGGUUUAAUAAG